This is a messenger RNA of Anolis sagrei ordinatus, 892 nucleotides long. It is a transcript of the gene RPL6, whose product is annotated as ribosomal protein L6. Gene Ontology annotation, biological process: ribosomal large subunit assembly; cytoplasmic translation. The record is from RefSeq and is a predicted model, not a curated record. Gene Ontology annotation, molecular function: RNA binding; structural constituent of ribosome. Gene Ontology annotation, cellular component: ribosome; cytosolic large ribosomal subunit. Lineage: Eukaryota; Metazoa; Chordata; Lepidosauria; Squamata; Anolidae.
GACGUCACGUCACUUACUCCCUUUAGUGCCGAGUUCCCGGAUGUUGCCUCCUUUUUUGCUCCAUCUCGGAAGAUGGCAGGCGAGAAGAAAACCAAGCGAGUCCGGAAAGUCCACACCAGCCGCAACCCAGUGCUGGCCCGAGGGAUCGGGAAGUACUCCCGCUCGGCCAUGUACGCCCGGAAAGCCAUGUACAAACGCAAAUACAAAGCUCCGGAAACAAAGAUCGAGAAGAAGAAGAGAGAGAAGGAGCCAGCCACAAUCACAAAACCUGUUGGAGGCGAUAAGAAUGGAGGCAACCGGGUGGUCAAGCUUCGCAAAAUGCCCCGAUAUUACCCCACAGAAGAUGUGCCCCGUAAACUGCUGAGUCACGGCAAGAAGAAUUUUGCCCUCCACAAGAGAAAGCUGCGGGCUUCCAUUACCCCGGGGACUGUGGUGAUCCUGCUCACCGGGCGCCACCGAGGCAAGCGUGUUGUCUUCCUGAAGCAGCUUGGAAGUGGGCUAUUGCUCGUAACAGGGCCCCUGGCCAUUAACCGUGUUCCUCUGCGAAGGGCUCAUCAGAAGUUUGUCAUUGCCACAUCCACCAAGGUCGACAUUUCCAGCGUGAAGCUCCCCAAGCACCUCAACGACAUCUACUUCAAGAAGAAGAAGUUGCGCAAACCCAAGCACCAGGAGGGUGAAAUCUUUGACACCGAGAAAGAGAAAUAUGAGGUGACAGAGCGGCGCAAGGCAGACCAGAAGGCCGUGGACUCGCAGCUCCUGCCCAUCGUCAAGAAGACGCCUCAGCUCCGGGGCUACCUGCGUUCUACUUUUUCCCUUUCCAAUGGUGUUUAUCCUCACAAAUUGGUAUUCUAAACCGUAUGGAAGCAAUGCAAUAAACAUUUGAGGAAACCCC